CUCUCUCUCUCUCUCCCUCUCCCCGUUUAUCAUCCAACGCUAAAAGGAAAUUGGCAGUUCAGUCUGCUACAUCAGCAGUUUGUCAAAGUGGAGUGUGUGACGUCUAUAACUUAUUUUAUGUCUGAACGGGCCACUCUCUUUUUGUCGUCGAUUGGAUUACUCGGUGAAUAUUGUCCUACAUCUAGAAAAAAGAGUAGAGCUGCUGCUGUUGAAUUUGGAUGCAUGCAUUUUGGAUUAUUAGAGGAGAGUAACACACAUUUCCUUGGUUGCCGGUUUAUGCAACCUUUUCCAAUUGCAAGGAAGUUGUCUGGUAGAGGAGGAUUUCUUGUGUCAGGAGACAAUACCAUUCUGAUAUAAUCCAUCAUCUUUGUCACACCCUUAAGGAUGGCUCUACAAAACAUUGGUGCUUCAAACCGUGAUGAUGCCUUCUACAGGUAUAAGAUGCCGCGGAUGAUUACUAAGAUUGAAGGAAGAGGAAAUGGCAUUAAGACUAAUGUGGUCAACAUGGUUGAUAUUGCAAAGGCCUUGGCUAGACCUGCUUCUUAUACUACUAAGUAUUUUGGCUGUGAGCUUGGAGCUCAAUCGAAAUUUGAUGAGAAGACUGGGACUUCCCAUGUGAAUGGCGCUCAUGACACUGCGAAGCUUGCUGGACUUCUCGAGAACUUCAUUAAGAAAUACGUGCAGUGCUAUGGUUGUGGGAAUCCUGAAACUGAAAUAAUUAUCACUAAGACACAGAUGCUCAAUCUCAAAUGUGCUGCAUGUGGUUUUGUGUCUGAUGUUGAUAUGAGGGACAAGCUUACUACUUUUAUCCUCAAGAACCCUCCAGAGCAGAAGAAGACAGCUAAAGAAAAGAAAGCCUUGAGGAGGGCUGACAAAGAGCAGCUUAAGGAAGGGGAAGCUGCUGAUGAGGAGCAAAAGAAGCUUAAGAAGGAGGCGGCAAAGAAGAAGGCAACAACUGGUUCUAAAGCAUCAAGCAAGAAGAAACCCUCUGGUUCUGAUGAGGAUCGCUCCCCCACUCACAGCCAGGGAGAUGAGAAUGACCAAGCUGCUGAAGAUGACGAUGAUGAUGUCCAGUGGCAGACAGACACUUCAUUGGAGGCUGCUCGGAAGCGAAUCCAGGAGCAGUUGAGUGCGGUUACUGCUGAUAUGGUCAUGCUUUCUACCACUGAAGAGGAGAAUCCUGAGACCAGGACCCAUCAGAAUGGUGCUGACAAAAAUACACAUGGGAGGCUCGUUAAUGAGAUAAAACAAUGCCUGCAAAAGGGGACUUCUGCUGCCCAGUUUAAAUCCUUUUUGGUUACCCUUUCUGGCACGCCCCAAGAGAUUAUGGAUGCCUUGCUUGAAGCUCUUUUCGAAGGCGUUGGAAAAGGGUUUUCUAAGGAGGUUUCUAAGAAGAAAAACUACCUGGCUGCAGCAACCCAGGCGGAGGGGUCCCAGAUGGUUCUAUUGCAAGCUAUUGAGUGUUUCAUUGGGAAGGCAAACCCUGAUGCUGCAAAGGAAGUGGCUUUGGUCCUGAAAUCACUGUAUGACGCCGAUGUGCUGGAAGAGGAAUUCAUUAUGAAGUGGUACCAGCAGGGCUUAGGCGGCAUGAACAAAAGCUCCUUGAUCUGGAAGAAUGCCAAGCCCUUCAUCGAAUGGCUCCAGAGUGCUGAGUCGGAGACAGAGGAAGAGUGAGUGAUGUGGGAUUUCUCUUUUAUAUCGGUAUUUUUAAAUCACUAUGAGACUGUUAAGAGAAUUAGUUGUGUCUUGGAAUAAAGGGGAGUCACUGGACCUUCCUGUAUUCUCACCCUCUGCUUUUCUUUGCUGUUGUUAUAUUUGGUGGUGUUUUAGUCUGUUUGACCAACUAUUGUUCUGUCAAGGGAUAUUGGUUUUCUUUUAUGAGGUUUGGUUAAUGCAUUUGUCUUAUAUGUGGUAUUUUCUUUUU
Molecule: messenger RNA, 1924 nt
Organism: Prunus mume (Japanese apricot)
Lineage: Eukaryota; Viridiplantae; Streptophyta; Magnoliopsida; Rosales; Rosaceae
Product: putative eukaryotic translation initiation factor 5-1
Biological process (GO): translational initiation; formation of cytoplasmic translation initiation complex
Cellular component (GO): cytosol
Molecular function (GO): GDP-dissociation inhibitor activity; eukaryotic initiation factor eIF2 binding; translation initiation factor activity
Source: RefSeq, a predicted model, not a curated record